UUUCAGUUUGUGAAUUCCUUCCUGUCGCUAUUUUAUAUAGCAUUUUAUCUUCAAGAUCAAGAGAAACUGAAAGAGCAACUGGCUGCCCUUCUCAUAGCAAGGCAAGUUAUUGGUAAUCUUAAAGAAUCAGCAUUUCCAUAUUUAUUGGAGCAAUUACGCCUGGCAAAACUUAGUUUUGAUCUCUUUGGCGCCCUGAGCCCUUCAGAGGCUAAGAAAGAUCUUUCGAAAGAACCUCAAGUAACAGCAGAUGAUGGGACAACUACAAAUAAAACAGGAAACAGGAACAUAAGUCAAGCAGAACUAGAGAGUUCACUUUUCAAGUAUGAUGGAACAUUUGCGGAUCAUCUGGAAAUGUUUAUACAGUUGGGUUAUGUUGUUUUAUUUUCUUCUGCAUUCCCUAUGGCUGCCUUCUGUGCUCUGCUGAACAAUUUGAUUGAAAUCCGUAGUGAUGCAUUCAAAUUGUGCUUUAUAUUUCAAAGACCAUUUGGUCAGAGAGUGUCAAACAUUGGUACUUGGCAGAAUGCCAUGGAGGUAAUGUGCUUAAUUGCUGUCUUAGUCAACUGUGCCCUUAUUGGACUCUCUGGUCAAGUACACAGAAUGUUUCCAGAAAUGUCUACAACACAGACAAUUUUGCUUAUAGUUGCACUUGAGCACAUCAUGUUAAUACUGCGAUUCCUAAUAAGCUGUGCUAUCCCUGAUGUCCCUGAAUGGGUUGCUACAGAGAUGGCAAAAGUUGAAUUUGCUCGUAGAGAGGCUUGUCGUCGACUGUCUUCCACAACAGCCUCCACUCCAGCACGAGAUUCAGCAGUCAGUGCACCGAGCACCGUCAUUGGCCGUUUUGUAGUUUCCCCAGCAAAUGAUGAAAACAAAGAAGUGGAUCAGGAAGGAACUGUUGAGGAGACUGAAGCUGCAGAAACUGGGCAUCAGUUUACCGAGAGUGCUGCAAAAGCUGUUCCAGAUGGAAGUGCUGCUUCUGCAGGAACACCUGAUAGUUUACCAUCCCCUACUUUGCCCAAAAGUACAAACAAGAGGGCAUCACCUCAUGAGUGGUUAUCCCCUGAAGGGGAAUCACUCGGGUAUCAUCUUACCAUAGGGCCUCACGGAGUGGACUGGGUUCGACAUCUUGGUCUUGAAGGAGGUAGAAAAUCCUGUGAUUCAGAGACUGUAGCAGGUGGAUCAGGUGAAAAUCUAGCAACUCACCGGAGCACUGACUGCAUAGUGACACCUAAAGAACUUACUGCAUCCUCUGAUUCCGAUCUUCUACGUUCUGCCCCUCCUUGGGCAUCCACUCAUCCUCGCCCCAAGUUCCGCUUUUCCCCAGAAAAGUCUGAACAGAAGGAAAUGUCUUUAUCAGAUAGUAGCCGCACUGUGUCAAGUCAGGAGGGAGAUGAGACUGUGGUAAAACCUGAAGAAGCAGCAGCUGCGAAGAAAACUAGAGUGAAACAGAGUCUGAUGAAAAGGGCUCGUAGUGUAGCAAUCUUCUCUCUCAAGCUCAAGGAAAGACGAGCUGCUAGAGAAGCGAAGGAAGCAGAAAUGAGAGCAAAGGAGAAGUGGACACCACCUGCCACUGUUGGUGGAGAACUGUCUUGUAUUCCCAUAGAAAAACUCAUCUCAGUGGAUGAUGUUGCUGUCGAUCUCCAAAGACGCAAAAAUCAGAAUUCUGGAAAUAUGUAGCGCCUACUUCCAUCAUCUUCAUUGUUUGUAUGGUACUUAUGUCAUCAGUUUUAAUUUAGUCUCUCCUGUUGAGUACUUCCUAUAGAUGAAACUUACUGUAACUUAAUGUAUGUAGUCUUUACUGCUCUAUAAACUUAUCUAUAUUUCAGUUGGUAUGAUCGUACAGUCCAUACAUACAGAUAGAAUGGUGUCUGUGUUGUAUCUACCCCAUAUGCUGUACAAUAAUCUUUCAGUGUGCUUCACAUUGAUGUAUAUUUAAAAGAAAAGAAAAGUGUUACAAAAUAUUAGUUAAAUUAUGUGAACAUUAGAAAAUGCUUUUAUGUCUCAAAUGUAAUGAGUUAUUUAUUUGUUUUACCGAAGAGACACAAAGUAAAAUAUAUUCCAGAACAGAUUUUCAGUAAAACUGUCAAAUAGCUCCAUUGAGCUGUAAUAGUAUGUGAAUUGUUUUCAUUUUUCCAUGUGUGGGUAGAGGUAAAAGUAUCAUCAGUGUGUAGCUUGCCAUUGUCAAAGUGCUAUGUAUGUGAGCGAGAAGCAGUGUAAAGCACAAGAGUAUUAGAUACUGUUUUAUGUUUGGUGCUGUAUGGUUUUUCCUCAUUUCUUGCUAUUAGGUAAUAGUUUCAUGAAAUAGUUGACGUUUACCGUUCGUUGCCAAGUGCCUACUGCAGUAUGGAAUUUAGUUUGUUGAGGUGAAGUAUAAAUGUAUAAAUACUCAAGUGUACUUAGAUUCAUUACACAUAUACUUAUUCAUACAUUCCAUUAUCAAUGUGAAAUGUGCAAGUUAUUUAUAUACAGUGACUCCUAAAUUAAGCAUGAUAUAAUUUUGUUUAUAAUUGCAAAUCGUGUUUCUAAAAUUUUAAAAUUUUUUUACUGUGAAAAAUGUCUCGUUAAUAACUGCAUUGAAUAAAGAAGACUUUUAAAAUAAUGAUCCUAAAGCUAUUUUCUUACAUGAGCGAAAAUACUUUUGUAAUACACAAAGGUUUUGUUGAAAAUGCUAUAAAUGUUUUUCCUUUUCAUAAGUACACUUCAUAUUUAUUUUAUAUUUAAGAUUCUGUGAAAUUGCAAAUAUUUUUAUGAAUGGUCAUCUCAUCAUUGAAACCAUCAAGCACAUAAUUCCUGCAUAUAUAUUUAACUACAGUAAAGCAAAAAAAUAUUUUGAUCAUAACAUAAGGUCUUAGUAACCCUUUUAGACAUAUCCGACAUGAGCAAACGAUUUAGAAUAACAAAGUGGUGUAAUUUAAGAUGCACACAUUCAACAAUUGAAUGCAGUGAUCAAAGUAUGAGUCUGCUGCAGUGUUCACAUUUUGUUGUAAUAUGUUAUAUUUUGGAAAUGCAGAAUAAAGAUUUUAGUAAACUUGUUUGCAUAUUGCACGUUUUUGGUGUUAUUUAACAGGAUCAGCCCUUCAUAAGUUAGUAUAUUAUCAAUAAAGACUAAAUAAAUGGAUCGCUUCAUUCACCAUACA
Molecule: messenger RNA, 3134 nt
Organism: Schistocerca gregaria
Lineage: Eukaryota; Metazoa; Arthropoda; Insecta; Orthoptera; Acrididae
Product: anoctamin-8-like
Biological process (GO): chloride transmembrane transport
Cellular component (GO): plasma membrane
Molecular function (GO): chloride channel activity
Source: RefSeq, a predicted model, not a curated record